Phytophthora infestans T30-4 is the source of this 924-nucleotide messenger RNA. RefSeq lists its product as uncharacterized. The transcript is spliced from 4 exons. NCBI's taxonomy places the organism in Eukaryota, Oomycota, Peronosporomycetes, Peronosporales, Peronosporaceae. Bases 1 to 924 code for a protein of 307 amino acids. The record is from RefSeq and is a predicted model, not a curated record.
AUGGGUAACAAGUUGGCAUCGUCGGGGGAGCAGCGACCGAGUCACCACAAACACAAACGUCGUUCUCGUUCGCAGAGUGAAGGUGUGACGAGCGAUUGUGGCACGGCGGUCUCCACAACCGAUUCGCAGCUGCCACGAGAGCUUUCCAAAAGCUCAAGUAAAGUGAGUGAAAAAGUUGCCGACCAGGCUCGACGUAUCCACGAGGCUGAGAAAAUUUUGUUGGAAAUUGCCAAAGAGUAUGCAGCGAAAAGAGCCGCAGGACUGGUGCCCACUAAGCCUGUUCCGGCACGGACAUUGCUGUGGGAGGAGAUGGAGAGACGCUCACAACGUGUACGGGCAGGAGUCGGCCGACGAGGCUCGUGUCUCUUUGGUCGAGAUUCCGAGGAAGGACCGUGUGGCUGCGCGAGCUACAAGAAGAUGAAAAAGUUGCCGGACGGACGGGAAAACACCGGAGGCGUGUGUGAGUGUUGCAAACACGGAGCUCCGUGGCAUCGACUGGCAGGAGGAACCAUGACCGCCACUGGAAGCGGCGUGAUGGGGAUGCGCUCGUCGAUGCGUUCACGGCGGACAAGCAGCCGCAACAGUCGCAGCGGGAGCGCCCCGCAACAGGCACCGAUCGAGAGUUCGUUGCCAUAUGGCAUGAUGGAUGACCCGACGCCGCCACUCGUGCACACACCCGCUCGUAGCGAGGGUGACGCUCUGGAUCGGAGCUCGCUCUUCUCGAACGGAGACAGCUUCGGACUGCCGCCGAGACUUUCGAGCACGAGUCGUCAUCUAGAUAAGCUGCUGGGCGCCAUCGCAAAGUAUCGUGCGAUGGGCCUCUCUAAAGACGAGAUCGAGAUUAAGAUUCGAGAGGACUUUCCGCCCACAGAGCGACUUUCGUACAGCGCCAAUACUCCUCGACGAACCCGAUCUAGUGGAUGA